Molecule: messenger RNA, 2044 nt
Organism: Maniola jurtina (meadow brown)
Lineage: Eukaryota; Metazoa; Arthropoda; Insecta; Lepidoptera; Nymphalidae
Gene: Alg2
Product: alpha-1,3/1,6-mannosyltransferase ALG2
Exons: 1
Coding region: 188-1459 (423 amino acids)
Molecular function (GO): GDP-Man:Man(1)GlcNAc(2)-PP-Dol alpha-1,3-mannosyltransferase activity; alpha-1,3-mannosyltransferase activity
Source: RefSeq, a predicted model, not a curated record
UGAUAACAAGUGCCAUGUAAUAGUAAAAUAACGUAGUGAUUACAUACUCUUUGAUAUAAAAAAGUAAUAUGGUGUAAACUAAACAUAUGGACUCACAAAAAUUGCUUGCAUUUUGCAAAUAAUUGCAAAAGAAGUGUUAAUGGAAGAGUAAUUCCACAAUACAUAAUUUAUGUGAGAUAGAAUCAAGAUGGUGAAAAUAAUAUUUCUCCACCCAGACUUGGGUAUCGGUGGAGCGGAGCGACUAGUUUUGGACGCCGCAUUGGCCUUCAAAACCAAGGGCCACGACGUCGCUUUUUUUACGAACCACCACGAUCCAACGCAUUGUUUCGCCGAAACCAGAGACGGAACCUUUCCGGUGACAGUUGUUGGCAACUGGAUACCGCGUUCUAUAUUCGGCAGAUUUAAAGCGGCGUGCGCCUAUGCUCGCAUGGUUUUCGCCGCUGUAUACUUAGCCUGGUACGUUAUACCGGUAGAAGAACCUACGUUGAUAUUCUGUGAUCUCAUAUCAUUGUGUAUUCCAUUUUUGAAAAUGGCUCGAGGACCAUUCCGAGUGGUGUUCUACUGUCACCACCCAGACAAACUCCUAACUACUGAGGGUGGUCUUUUGAAAAAAAUAUACAGAGCUCCAUUGAACUGGUUAGAGGAAUUGACAACGGCGAAAGCUGACAAAGUUCUUGUGAACAGCAAGUACACAGCUAGAGUGUACCAAGAUGCAUUCCAGAACAUUAAAGAUGUUCCAGAUAUUUGUUAUCCUUCAAUUAACACAGAGUUCUUUAAUAAAACUAUGCCAAAACCUCUCAAAGAAGUAGUACCAGUAGGGACAGAUAAGAUCAUAUUUUUAUCAAUAAAUAGAUAUGAAAGGAAAAAGAAUUUGCCUCUCGCUUUAGAGGCAUUGAAUCAUUUGAAGGAUAUGCUAGAUGAGACUGAUUGGGAAAGAAUACAUUUGAUAAUGGCGGGAGGUUUUGACCCAAUUAACUUGGAGAAUAUGGAGCAUUUCAUGGAGCUCACAGACUUGGCUGCAGAAUUAGAUGUAGAGGAUAAAGUGACAUUUAUGAAGUCACCCAAAGAUGUAGAGAAAGUGUCUCUAUUGUAUCACUGUAGGGCAUUAAUUUACACACCUUCCAAUGAACAUUUUGGCAUUGUACCGUUAGAGGCAAUGUAUUAUAGCAAGCCAGUAAUAGCUGUUAACAGCGGUGGCCCAACUGAGACCAUAGUAAACGAGGUUACAGGUUUCCUUUGCGAGCCAAAUAGAAAAUCUUUCGCAGAUGCUAUGUGUAAAUUAAUUACUUCACCAGAUUUGUGUGGAAGACUUGGCGAAGCGGGAAGGAAAAGAUUUGAAACCAAAUUCUCCUUUGAAGCAUUUACUAAUCAGCUAGAUGGAAUUCUAUCGAGGGAACGACAGCUCAUUUCUGAAGUACGAGCCAUUGAGUGUGAGAAAAAAGAAAAGAAGCGUAAAUAACAUGAUGCCAACACUCCAACAAUAUUUGAUAUUGUUUGAGUGUUAUAAACAAUUUCUUGGAUCUCCUGUGAUAGUAAUGUCUCACUAAUUAAGUUGUAUAAUGUAAUUGUACAAAAGGAGAUAAAAAAAAUGUAACAGCCCAUAAUCAUAAAAAUUGACAGCUUAAAGUGUUAAUUAGCUCAGCAUUUUAAUAGGUCUUGCUUAAGCAUUUAAUUAAAAAUUUAUCAAUGCAUGUCUAUAUUGUAAAUAUAUGUAUAUACCAAGAUGUAUAAAAGUUAUAACAUGAUGUGUUAGUACGUAGUUACUUUGUUUAUUGAAUGUUGGAUAGUUACUAACAUAUUCAUAUAUUUUUUUAACAAUAUAGCAAUUUUAAUAGAAUUUGUUAAUUUUAGCAAAAUAAGCAAAUUUACUUAAUCUUAUAAAACUCUGACUAUGCCAUGAUAACUUAAUUUCUUUUAUAAAGUUAAACCAAAGAGUGAUGCAAAAAAUUGUUUAGUAGGCAUAAUAAACCUUUUGUAAAUUAAAAAGGUAUAUUUUUCAUAAGAAAUGAAUAUUAAUGUUUUGUAUAAAUCCUUAUUAUUAAUU